GAUUUCCUAUUGCGAGCUCUAGACAAGUACCGAAUACUAUUUCGACCAGCCAUGCCGCACCUGAAGCUUCGAGACGGAGCAGAGCUCUUUUACAAGGACUGGGGCAAUCCUCAAGGCCCAAUCGUCACCUUCUCUCAUGGCUGGCCUUUGAGCAGCGACAAUUGGGAAAACCAAAUGAUGUAUCUCGCCGAUCAGGGCUACCGCGUCAUCGCGCACGAUCGCCGUGGCCACGGACGAUCUACUCAGACCUGGGCUGGAAAUAAUAUGGACACCUUUGUCGACGAUCUCGAAGAGCUUUUUACACACCUCGGGGUUAAGAAUGCAGUCAUAGUCGGUCAUUCCCACGGAGGAGGAGAGGUCACCCAUUACCUUGGAAAGCACGGAACCGCUCGUUUCAAGAAAGCCGUGCUUGUCGCUGCCGUUCCACCUUUAAUGGUAAAGACGAGCGAAAACCCAGAAGGGACAGACAAGUCAGUCUUCGAUUCGUUCCGCGAGGCCAUGCUCCAAGACCGCGCACAGUUCUUCUUGGAUGUUCCCAGCGGACCAUUCUUUGGCUUUAAUCGUGCUGGCGCACAAAAGAGCGAAGGUCAGAUUCGUAGUUGGUGGCAGCAAGGGAUGAACACUAGUUUCAAAUCAGCGUAUGAUUCGAUCAAGGAUUUUUCUGAAACAGAUUUCACCGAGGAUUUGAAGAGCAUCAACAUUCCGGUUUUGGUACUGCAUGGAGACGACGAUCAAGUUGUUCCAAUUGCAUCAGCGGGUUUGAAGUCCGCAGAACUUCUGCCUCAGGGUAGAUUGAAGAUCUACAAAGGUGGAUCUCACGCCAUUCACAACAUUAAUGUCGACGAGGUUAACAAGGAUCUGCUGGAAUUCAUCAAGGAGUAACUUCAUUUUCUCUUUGUGAGUGUGGAGAUAGUGCUAGCGAUCUUCUAUAUCUUCAACAAGAUAAUUGAAAAUAUGUG
Molecule: messenger RNA, 959 nt
Organism: Exophiala oligosperma
Lineage: Eukaryota; Fungi; Ascomycota; Eurotiomycetes; Chaetothyriales; Herpotrichiellaceae
Exons: 1
Coding region: 52-882 (276 amino acids)
Molecular function (GO): catalytic activity
Source: RefSeq, a predicted model, not a curated record